Corticium candelabrum is the source of this 657-nucleotide messenger RNA. RefSeq lists its product as uncharacterized. The transcript has 4 exons. The coding region runs from base 1 to 480 and encodes 159 amino acids. The record is from RefSeq and is a predicted model, not a curated record. Gene Ontology annotation, cellular component: membrane. NCBI's taxonomy places the organism in Eukaryota, Metazoa, Porifera, Homoscleromorpha, Homosclerophorida, Plakinidae.
AUGGCCGUUGUUGUUGCUGUGGAUCCUCAGGACAGGAGUGAUCAUCGUAUCAAGAUGCAUCUGGAAUACUUUCAGACGCUGGAAGGCAUCGUCAGGACUGUUGCACUUGUGAUUAACUUUCUUACUAUGAUUGUCUGUGCUGUGGCUGGGGGCUCAACUGGAUCUUGGGCAGCAUCAUGUGCUGGCUUUGAUGUACUCUACUUACUCCUAACAACUUUGAUUCGAUGUUUUGGUUAUGAAUUUUUGUUCCAUGGCCUGUUGGGACUUGUGAUUGCCAUCAUUAAUACUAUUGUUUGGUUGGUGACUUUCAUUGUGCUUGCUGCUGAUGUGGGAGUAGACGAUGAUUCAGAAGGAGAUGCUGCUGCAGCAUUUGCUUUUUUCUGUAUUAUUGCGUGGGCUGCAAUAAUUUUUAUUAAUUUUCGCUACUUCAGGGAGAGGAAUUCACCAAAGGAAGAAUCUGAGAAGAAUGAUCCUGUCUAGUCGUGCCAUUCUGACUGCAAAAACACAACAAAUACUGCACAAUCACUUUUAACUUUGAAGGUCUUAGAAAUAUGAGUUUGGACACGCUGUGUUGUUAGAAGAGACAGAUUUCAUAUACAAACACUUGAUAGGAUGUUGAUGUACUCUAUAAUAAAAAUACUACACAACAGAAUUAAA